Molecule: messenger RNA, 2987 nt
Organism: Tachysurus vachellii
Lineage: Eukaryota; Metazoa; Chordata; Actinopteri; Siluriformes; Bagridae
Gene: slc25a16
Product: solute carrier family 25 member 16
Exons: 10
Coding region: 375-1349 (324 amino acids)
Biological process (GO): transmembrane transport
Cellular component (GO): mitochondrial inner membrane
Source: RefSeq, a predicted model, not a curated record
GUGAUGAGCACCAUAGACGGUGGAAUGGACAUGUGUGAAGUUUGUCCCUGAUGUCCUGAAGUCGGGUUCAGGGAAACCUCCGGUCAUCAUGGUAGUUUAACCCAAUCAAUAGGGUCUACAAUGGAAUAGUUUAACCCAUUACCGUCACUGCACUAGAUUCACAAUCUGGUAAUAUCAUUCAACAGCUAGUUAGUUAAGCUAAACAUUACACGUGCGCUGAAAUGGAGUAACGCAGAUUCACGUGGAUCGUCUGUCAUCUGGAAAUGCAGCGUGUGUAGACGAUCACACAACAGGAUCACACAACAGGACCGGCGCAAAGUCCACAUUGUGCUAAAAAAGGGAUGCCUUUGCUUGAGCACUGAUCCACACGCAUCAUGGCGACUGAGACGCCCGUCUCCUCCGCUGUUCGGUCUCCGAUUGAAGGAGGAAACACGUUGCAAAGAGAUUCCUACUACUUUCUCCGCUCCUUUGUAGCAGGAGGUGUAGCAGGAUGCUGUGCCAAGUGCACUAUUGCACCUCUAGACAGAGUGAAAAUUUUACUUCAAGCUCAUAACCCUCAUUACAAACACUUAGGAGUGUUUUCUACACUCAGGGCUGUACCAAAAAAGGAGGGCUUCCUCGGGCUGUACAAAGGAAAUGGGGCCAUGAUGAUCAGGAUCUUUCCAUAUGGAGCCAUUCAAUUCUUGGCCUUUGACUACUAUAGAAAGUUCCUUAAUACACAGCUUGGUAUAUCUGGGCAUGUUCAUCGUCUCAUGGCUGGAUCUAUGGCAGGAAUGACCGCAGUCAUUUGUACAUAUCCUCUUGAUGUUGUUCGUGCUCGCCUGGCAUUUCAGGUGACUGGGGAUCAUCGCUACACUGGGAUACGAAACGCCUUCCAGACCAUUUACCUGAAGGAGGGGGGCACUUCUGGGUUCUACCGUGGUUUAACUCCAACCAUCAUUGGCAUGGCUCCCUAUGCAGGAUUUGCGUUUUUUACAUUUGGAACACUAAAGAGUCUGGGACUGGCUCAUUUUCCAGACCGCUUGGGAAAGCCGUCACUGGACAACCCUGAGGUCCUGGUUCUGAAGACCCACGUUAACCUGCUGUGUGGAGGAGUAGCAGGGGCCAUCGCUCAGACUAUAUCAUAUCCUCUGGAUGUUGCCCGGAGGAGAAUGCAGCUGGGAGCGGUGCUCCCUGAUGCCGAUAAACAUCUCUCACUUACAAAGACUCUUAAGCAUGUGUAUACUCAGUACGGGAUUAAAAAGGGACUGUACCGUGGCCUGUCUCUCAACUACAUCCGCUGUAUACCGUCUCAAGCCGUUGCCUUCACCACUUACGAGUUCAUGAAGCAAGUCCUGCACUUGAACUAGAGCAGGGAUCCUCACUUCCACACCAGGAACAAAAUUGUCACACAGCUUUUGGGAGUGUUGUAGGAGCACAGAUGUGGAUAAGGAGAAGACUACUUAACUCAGAUCACUGGAAAUUAUCUGCUAACUUCACAGUGGUUGCAAUGAACAAUCCGCCUUAACCUUUCAGACUGUAUUACUGUCUUGUGUCACAAAACACAUCUUUCUCCAGGCUGCUCUGUACUUUUAUUACUGAUUACAUGUCAGUAUGUGAAAGCUAUAAUGCACCAUGAGCAUGACAGAAGCGGUACUGUGAUUGCCUCUUAACGUUUUUCAUUAAUGCAGUUAUCCAAUCAGCCAAUCAUGCAGCUUUAGCACAGCGCAUACAAGCAAGCAGAUACAGGUCAAGAGCUUCAGUUCAUGUUCACAUCAAUCAUCAGAUCAUGUCCAAACAAAUCAUGUUUUUUUCUUUAUUCUGUAGAUUGAUACGAGCAUUAACUGAAGCUGUUGACCUCUAUGUUUUGCCACAUUAUUACCUGAUAACUGCAUGAAAGAGCAUGUUUCUAUUAAAGUGAACAUGAUGAUUUUUUUUUCUUCUGUAUUACCUCCAUUCACUCCAAAUAAAUGCUGUAGAACUUGAUAUGGAUUUUCUCGUAGCAUAUCUUCUUGGACCAGAUGAUUUCUGUAGAAGGCUGUGAGUUUCUGAGAGCUUCUUAACAAUAGAUUCGACAUCUUUAUUAAAACACACUCUGUGACAUUGAGAUUGCACUUUGACAAGGAUUGUUUUGAUGGUUUUUUCUUGACCAUUUUUUAAAAAUUUUUUUAAGUUAAACGUAUGUUUCAGCACAUUUUCAGAGCCAUUGAACACAGCAUAGGGUUCAUCUUUUUGUUCAAGGCAUUUUCUUUGCUUCCACUUGAUGGCAGUCUUAAGAUGAAACAUCAUUUUAACAUCUGUGCAGCAUUCAGUUACUGUAUGUUUUUUUUUAAUCAUUAUGACAAUUUGAAAUAAUUUUUUUUUAAAUUGUUAAUAUUAUGUGAUAAACAUGCCUUUAUCUACAGGUGCUGCUUUGUCCGAUGGAAAGAAAGAUGAUGGAGACUAUUUAAUCCUCGUUUAAAAAAAAAAGGUUAUCUAGCUUGAACAGCUUGUAUAUACAGAGUUAAUUAAGCAUUGGUUGUUAAUAUGCUUAUAUUUAUCAGCAGGUUCAUGGUUUUUUUUUUGUGUGUGAAGUUAAUGUCUAUUUUUUUUUGUAUUAGACACCAUUGAAUGAAAUCAUAAUGUACUCAGAAGAUUUGCUCUGAGAAAUAUUUGUCUUGUUAAUGUUGCAAUUGUAUUGGCAGAUAGACCGAAUGUUUAACAUUAUUUCUCAUGUGAUCAUGAGUAUUGGAAUUUACCUGUAUAAGAUUCAAAAUAUGAAAUUGUAUUAGAAAUUUGGAAUUUUACAUAAUAUUAAGAUAUUGAAUUGAUACAAAACUACUGGUUGGUGAAAAGAAUUGAACAAAAUUGUUUAUUUAUUCAGUGGCUAAAUGAAAUGUAAUUUUCUAUUUCUGCAAAACUCCAUUUGGUCUGUGUGUCAGUGUAUCAAUAAAACGUUCUUGUAACUGGAGAAGGAGCACUGUUGCAUUCACUGUUCCUGAUUCUCCAGUGUAUAAAACUUUGUUGAU